Papilio polytes (common Mormon) is the source of this 937-nucleotide messenger RNA. Its product is annotated as protein takeout-like. NCBI's taxonomy places the organism in Eukaryota, Metazoa, Arthropoda, Insecta, Lepidoptera, Papilionidae. The coding region runs from base 103 to 846 and encodes 247 amino acids. The transcript has 6 exons. The record is from RefSeq and is a predicted model, not a curated record.
CGAAUUCAGUCUUACGCCGCCAUUGCGUCUGAACUGUCACUUUCGCUGUUGUUUCCGAACGUAAUCGGUGUGUUAGUUUAUUCGUGACAUAAAAAUAUAAAAAUGAAGAAUUCAAUUAUUAUAUUCGCUUCGCUAACAACAUUGGCGAUAGGAGAAAACUUAUUACCGGAAGAUUUCACCAGAUGUCGCCAGAAGGACGCCAAGCUGAAUGACUGCCUUAAGGGAGCCGUGCCCGAUGCGCUCCGCAGAAUGACUAAAGGCAUUCCGGCGCUAUCAGUACCGCCGCUGGAGCCGCUACUGGUCUCCGCUAUGAACAUCGAGACGGGCGCGGGGCCUGUCGUCAUCAGCCAGGUCUACCGCAACAUACAGCUUCACGGACUUACAGACUCCCGUUUAACAUCUUACAAGGCAGAUCUCAAACACUACAGACUGAGAACAGAUUCAAUAACACCUAAGAUGGAUUUCAUCGCGGAUUAUGUGAUGAAAGGAAGAAUAUUGGUUCUGCCAAUCCAGGGUAAAGGAGUCGCCAACAUUACCAUGGUUAAUUUAGUUGUAAAACAUGAUUUGAUCGGUGAACCGAUAAUAAAAGACGGCGAAACCUACAUGCACAUAAAAGAUUACAAAGUCAAAUUUAUUCCUGAGAGGGUUAUUUUGCAUUUCUCUAAUUUAUUUAACGGUGACAAGGCUUUAGGAGACAACAUGAACAAAUUCCUCAACCAAAACUCAGAUCUAGUUUUCAAUGAAUUGAAGGAAUCCUAUGAGAAGAGUCUCAGUUCCGUAUUCCAGGAUGUUACAAAUAAAAUAUUCGACAAAGUUCCAAUGAAUAAGAUUUUCCCAGAAGAAUAACUAUAGCUGUGAUCAAAAAUUUACAUUUAAGUGUAUUUUAAUGGCAUGAGUUUCUACAAUUCAUGCAGAUAUGCGAUAAAAGUGAUUUAAA